This is a messenger RNA of Anopheles bellator, 657 nucleotides long. Its product is annotated as adenylosuccinate synthetase-like. The transcript has 3 exons. Gene Ontology annotation, cellular component: cytoplasm. The coding region runs from base 1 to 657 and encodes 218 amino acids. The record is from RefSeq and is a predicted model, not a curated record. NCBI's taxonomy places the organism in Eukaryota, Metazoa, Arthropoda, Insecta, Diptera, Culicidae. Gene Ontology annotation, biological process: 'de novo' AMP biosynthetic process; IMP metabolic process. Gene Ontology annotation, molecular function: adenylosuccinate synthase activity; nucleotide binding.
AUGUCGAUGUCGAAAAGCCAGAAAGCAACUGUGAACGGAACCGUGAACCAUAUUAAUGGAGAAGUGCGUACCACACGUGCACAGAUGCACCAACUUCGCUACAACCUGUAUCCCUCAAAGGUAACAGUGGUCCUCGGCGCUCAGUGGGACGACGAGGGCAAAGGCAAGGUGGUCGAUAUGUUGGCCGCUGAUGCGGACAUUGUAUGCCGUUGUCAGGAAAUUGGAUCCUUGCUGCAGGAACGCGGAGGGGAAAUCAGCGUGACAACGCAGCGAAUCCGGCGGUGUGGUUGGCUCGAUCUUGCCCCGCUCCGAUACACCUCCAUGGUAAACGGUUAUACUGCGGUUUGUUUGACUAAGCUAGAUAUUUUGGAUACACUAGCAGAGAUCAAGGUCGCCGUUAGCUACAAAUUGAACGGUAAGGAGAUCGACUACUUCCCCGGUUCUAUCACCGAUCUAGAGCAGGUGGAGGUGAACUACAAGAUCAUGCCCGGUUGGUUGAAAUCGACCGAAAAUGUGCGCGAUUUUGCCGAGCUGCCGUCGCAGGCUAAGGAUUACAUUCGAUUAAUCGAGAAAGAGAUGAACGUGCCAGUGAAGUGGAUCGGUGUCGGCAAGGACCGAGAGUCUAUUAUCUGCGUACCAUCUUCUUCUCCAGCCUGA